Molecule: messenger RNA, 1445 nt
Organism: Helicoverpa zea (corn earworm)
Lineage: Eukaryota; Metazoa; Arthropoda; Insecta; Lepidoptera; Noctuidae
Gene: TAR2
Product: octopamine receptor 1-like
Exons: 4
Coding region: 1-1377 (458 amino acids)
Biological process (GO): adenylate cyclase-activating adrenergic receptor signaling pathway
Cellular component (GO): membrane
Molecular function (GO): G protein-coupled receptor activity
Source: RefSeq, a predicted model, not a curated record
AUGAUCUCCCCACCAGACAUAGAACCAACAAUAUGGAACAGAACGGACACCACAGAACUAACAAUAGAAAACGCCAAAGAAGAAAGAUACAACCUAACGAACACUUUCUACAACGUCAUUACAAGAAUAGAUGAGAAAGAAGAAUGCAAUACCACGGUCAAUUCUUCUGUAGGGGUGACAUGUGGCGAGCAAACGUAUGACUGCUUCGAAAUAAGUGUGGUUAUUAUUCUGUGUUUGCUUAUAGUGGUGACUGUGAUUGGUAAUACGUUGAUUAUUUCUGCUGUUGUGACGACUAAACGGUUGAGGACGGUGACGAAUUGUUUUGUGACCAGUUUGGCGGUCGCUGAUUUGCUUGUGGGGAUUUUUGUGAUGCCGCCUGCUAUUGCUGUGCAUAUAAGUGGUAAAUGGGAGCUCGGUUGGAUACUCUGCGACAUCUGGAUAAGUCUGGACAUCCUCCUCUGCACCGCCUCCAUCCUAUCCUUAUGUGCCAUCAGUGUGGACCGCUAUCUAGCUGUCACCAGGCCUCUUACGUACUCCAGAAGAAGAAGGUCCAAGAAGCUGGCUUUGACGAUGAUAUUUUUUGUCUGGAUCGCCGCGGGAGCUAUUACUUGUCCACCUAUGUUUGGUUGGUAUGAACCAGACCACAAUCAGAACGGGAACUGCCGCUACAAUCAGAACCCUGGUUACGUGGUGUUCUCUGCCAUGGGGUCGUUCUUCCUACCCAUGGCUGUCAUGGUGUACGUGUAUGCCAGGAUCUCCUGUGUCGUGGCCAGGAGACACCAGCAGUUGGCCAGCAGUACUAAGUGUAGUAAGAAAGGAAAACUGUCCUGCAUACGAACCGAAUCCGAAUCCGGUUCCGACAAGAUGUCGUUACGACAAUCGGCUUCCAAACAGACUUCUAAAAACUCCACACAACCGAGCGACUGUUCUUCUCAAGACCACAAAUGUCCUUGCUGCUUCAGACCCGAAAAGAAGAAAAAAUACAGAAAUAAGGAAAAAGAAUCUAGGUUCUACAAUAACGACGUGACUUUUAAAGCCAAUUUUAAGUAUAAAAACACGACUAGACGCACUCAUUCUAUGAAAGAACAUGUUGAGAAUAAUAGGGUAUCUUCUUUGAGAAGGGAAACAAAAACUGCUCAAACGUUAAGUCUCGUUGUUGGCGGUUUUGUGGCUUGCUGGCUGCCAUUUUUUCUGUACUACCUUCUUACUCCUUUCAUACCUACGAACUACGUGAAUCCUGUACUUAUGUAUAUACUCACUUGGCUAGGCUGGUUUAACUCAGCGAUUAACCCAUUCAUAUACGCUUUCUACUCACCUGAUUUCAGAGUAGCAUUUUGGAGGCUUACCAUACGAAAAUGUAAGAGAAAUAAACGUUAAUACAAGUUAUUUUUUCAAUAGUAAUAGCUACUUAUAGUUUAUGUUGUACCAUAUAAAUGGGAUUCAGU